AUGGCCACCGAUCCCCCUUCUCCCGUCCCUUCUUCCUACCUCCUUCACCCAUCAGAUUCUCCCAGCCUCACCCUCGUCAAUGGUCUCCUCACUGGUGACAAUUUUCCCAAAUGGCAAAAAGCUAUGACACGGGCACUCAAUGCAAAAAAUAAAUUAAGCUUUGUCGAUGGCACCCUCACCCCUCCUGAUCCCUCUUCAACCGCAUACCCUCAAUGGAACCAAACAAAAGACAUGGUUCUUACCUGGCUCCUUAACUCCAUCAGUCCAUCCAUUGCAAACUCCCUUGAAUACCAUACUGAUCCUCGUGCUGUAUGGGUCGAUUUGUCUUCCCGAUUCUGCCAUGGCAACAACGCCCGAAUCUAUCAACUCAAACGAGCCCUCUCUUCCCUGCAACAAACAACCAACUCUGUCCAUGAGUACUAUAAUCAAAUUAAACAACUUUGGGAUGAACUUGGUCAUCUCCAACGUAAUACCGACCUCAAAGACCUGCAAAAACAAGUUGAAGAUGAGCAAGUUUUUCAAUUUCUCCUUGGCUUGAACGAUUCCUUUGCCUCUCUCCGAACUCAAAUCUUGGCUAUGGAUCCCCUUCCCUCUAUUAGUAAAGUGUUCUCCAUUCUUUUCCAAGAAGAACAACAGAGGUUGCUUCACAUUCAAACCCCUCCAUCCGAAAGCUUGGCCCUGGCUCUUCCUCCAUAG
Molecule: messenger RNA, 696 nt
Organism: Carya illinoinensis
Lineage: Eukaryota; Viridiplantae; Streptophyta; Magnoliopsida; Fagales; Juglandaceae
Exons: 1
Coding region: 1-696 (231 amino acids)
Source: RefSeq, a predicted model, not a curated record